Molecule: messenger RNA, 722 nt
Organism: Haliotis rufescens (red abalone)
Lineage: Eukaryota; Metazoa; Mollusca; Gastropoda; Lepetellida; Haliotidae
Exons: 4
Coding region: 135-548 (137 amino acids)
Source: RefSeq, a predicted model, not a curated record
AAUAGAUAAUACCGGAGCUGAUUUGUCUGUGAUAGACCUAACUGUAAAUAUCUCCGCAGCAAGUCUCAACCCAAGCUGAGAUAGUCUUACUAACCUACUUACGCUGUACUGAUCACCCAGGAACUACAACCAAUAUGGAGACAGCGCCGCUCGUUGUACUCGUUGUACUUAUAUGUUCAGUGAACCUUGUCCCGUGGACAGAGUCAUGCGAGACGGCCGCUGACUGCCCGUUUCUGUACUGUUGUGUGCACCCAAAGGGCAACUCCGUGGACAACCAAUAUCGCCAGCAUCAGCACAACGCUGGCGCUGUGACUGGUAGACGGAGUGAAGGCGACGUCGACAACGACCUCGUUGACAGCGGUAGAAGGGCAGUGAAGGGUACCUGUCAGACAAUGAAGGCGCAAGGACAAAUCUGCUGGACAAAGACGGACGUUGCCUACUCCCCCCCAAAAGACAUGACCGACGACUGCCCGUGUCAGAGAGGGUUAUACUGUGUGGCCAAUGGCGUCUUCCUGCCAGGGGGAGAAGUGGGUGUAUGCAGCAUCUAGCAGAAGAUCAACAGCACAGAAACAAGCGAUACUGUCUAUACUGAUUUGUAAAGGGAUUAUAGUGUAUCUUACAACAUAUGUACACACAUACACGCGCAUACACACACACACACACGCGCGCACGCACGCACGCACGCGCGCGCACACACACACACACACACACACACACACACA